GAUGAAUAGCGGCUCUGCAGAACUGGCUGAAAAAGUGCUUGUGAUAUUAAAAACUUUCCUACAUGGAAACAACAGCUUUGAAAUUUCAAAUUUAAUUUCAAACAAACUGCUGCAAAUAUUGCAAGAUACCAUGAUAGCUUCAGAUUCGCAAGCAGAGAAAACGUUGCCGUCAAUUCUCACCAUUCUAUGCCUGCUGCAGCAGAAGAGUCAGCCUAAAAUUGUGCUGGACGGAACAUAUUUUAAGCUGUUCUACAACGUGAACAAUAUAUCUGGGAAAAGCAGCCUACGCAGUGAGAACAUCCUUCAGCCUGCACUCAACUUCCUAUACUGCAGCAUUCAUCUUACAAGUACAACUUGUAAAGUGAGAGCCACAGCGGUAAUUCUCUCUAACACAUCUUUACUUGAGCUGAUAGAGGAAAUAAUGGAAAAAACAUGGGAUACAGCCCAAAAUGAGUUCAGCGAGUCCUUGUGCUGCUCUGCCUGGUUAAUGACUUCAGCCCUGAUGAUCUUCCAGCAGUGCUACAAUUUACAGGUCCACAGAACUGUUCAGGUCGAUGUGAAUAAUCUGGUAGAGUUCAUUUCAUUUAAAUUUAAGGAUACAUCAUUCCUGCUUAUUGUGAGUAUUCUUCAGCACCUCAAAGCACUGCUCAAACAGAAAUUCUCCUCACCAUUUAUUAAGCUAGAACACAGAAAUCACCCACGGCCAGAACCACCAGAUGCUGUUUGGCCCUUGACAACUCAAAGCACACGCUACCUGGUUGCAGCUUUACAGAACCUCUUGGUGCAGAAAGACACACUUCUCCUGCAAACAACCAUAGACUGUUUUGGCUCUCUUUUAGAUUUUCUGCAUGACAAGGCACCUGAUCUUGCACGUCAUGUGGCAUCACUACCAUGGAACAGAUCUGUGCUCCUUGUAUCUUUGUCUUGUAAAGCAAAUGACUACUUACAGCCCGGUGUGCUUCGGCUUAUAUCACUGUUUGUGAAAUAUGAAAGUCUGAACGUCCUUACACUGGAUGAAAUAAAUCAACUUAUCGAUGAGGCAGCACAUUUAAAAAUGAUAGACCUUUCACAAACGGCUUUGCUGGAUUUGCAGAUUUUCUUGCUACAGAUUCAGAACAAGCAUAUAGAAUUGGAGCCAGCUAGGAAAGCAGUAAUUGAAGAUCUUUUGAAGAAUAUUGACAGCAUUCCGAUGGAUUUUAUGUCAACAUCUAUACUAUAUGUGAAUGGAACCGCUAUAUGCCUGACUGAUACGGCAGAGUAAGAAAUGUCAAGAAGAUUUGAUAAAUGGCGCAGCGGUCAUCAGAAUUCUAUUUGCACAUAAUAAAGAUCAAUGAAAGUCCCAA
Molecule: messenger RNA, 1343 nt
Organism: Hyla sarda
Lineage: Eukaryota; Metazoa; Chordata; Amphibia; Anura; Hylidae
Product: meiosis inhibitor protein 1-like
Exons: 11
Coding region: 2-1261 (419 amino acids)
Biological process (GO): meiosis I
Source: RefSeq, a predicted model, not a curated record